Messenger RNA from Diatraea saccharalis (sugarcane borer), 1452 nucleotides. The record is from the annotation of a GenBank genome assembly. NCBI's taxonomy places the organism in Eukaryota, Metazoa, Arthropoda, Insecta, Lepidoptera, Crambidae.
AUGUCAGACGUACCAACUUCUUGUGCGGAGCACAGGCGUACUAGUUUCCCCCCUCGAAUACCAGCUUUCAGCCAGCUCGGUACAAGGAUUUCUAAGUGGCCGUCUAACAUCCCUGCCUUAAGCCUCAAACCAGGUCACUCCGACUCCGCACCCGUUCCGAAAAGGACAGGCUUAAGCGGGGUCGGCCUAUCUAUGGAAGAUUUUCUGGAUGGGUUGUUGUCAAAGGAGGCUGAGGAUCAACCCUCUGACAAUGUCCCUCUUGAGAAAUUGGAAAUGAAACUGCCAGAUGACUUUGAUGAGAAACGAUUCAAUCAAGGUCGCCGUUUCUACUGGGACAACUGCUACGCGAUGAGCACAUCCAUGAUGUUAGGUCUGGUGGCGGUAUUCGCGGUGCCAUCCAUUCUGCGCAUCCUGGUCAGCACACGCCGCUCCAAUUCCACGUUCACCGCUUACAGAAGAUAUCUCUCCACGUUGCUUCACACAGUGACUUGGUUCGAACAUGAACUUAAGCCCGGAACCAAAUCUUGGAAAUCCCUAUAUGCAGUUCGCACUCGUCAUCUAAAGGCAGGAAAUGCGGCUAAGCUUAAAGGUUUAGGAGUGGUGUCACAAAGGGAUAUAGCGCUGACUCAAUAUGGUUUUAUUGGCUUCUCGCUUCUUAAACCAGACAAGUUCGGCAUAACACAAUUACAAGAGGGCGAUUGGGAAGCCUACGUAUACAGUUGGAGAGUUAUCGGGCAAAUGAUCGGAUUGGAAGACAGGUACAACAUAUGCCGCAAAACUGCCGAAGAGACGCGGCAGGUAUGUCAGGCGUUACAAGACCGUGUAUACACGCCAUGCCUUGAGAAUGUCCCUGAGUACUACGAACACGCUGCCCGGGUUAUGUUGGACGCAGAAUGGUUCGCACACUGGUUUCAAGGUGUAGCCAUCUCUGGGUUCGAUUCCCGGUCGGGUCAACACAAAAAAAAUAAUUUUCUAUAUUGUGUUGGGUCUGGGAUGUGGUCUGUCAAUCCGACUGUGAACGUUAGUGCUAUGUUGUAUUUGACCCGCUACCUGGCCGAUGUCCCCGGCUACGUAUACACUGAGACUGAUCGAAUUCAGUUUCAAAGAAAACUCAGGAAACAAUUGCAAGGAAAAUCUUCCGACACAGGCGUGGAUUCUACGUCGCUGAUGUCAAAGCCAGCACUAAGCGGACUCCCAUCGUUACCUCCCCGUCUCCACUACAUGCGCGAUUACGAAAAAUUAGAAACAGUACCAAAUUAUAAACAGCUUUGUCUAAAAGCUAAAUACAAAAUAGCUUUCUUUACCAUACAAUUUGGUGUGAAAAAAUCACUUGUAGAUAUAUUUGUUGAAGAUCCUAUUGAUGAUGCAAAAUUAAUACCGAAUUCAGAAUACUACAAAAAGGAUAUGGUUGAAGAGCCGUGGCAUAAGAAAUGUCUUAGUUUUAUUUGGUGA